AUGCCCGAGCAGGAGGAGAGUAGACAGCAGCUCACCGCCAUUGCCGGUCCGCCGCGAGACCUCACCGACGUGUCACGAGCUGUGCUGCGCAGCGAGCAGGCCAAAAGAUGGACCAAGAGAUACAGGACUGAGGUUGCAGCGAGCUCCAGCAGCUUGCUAUCGACAGUUGUUGCAUACCCUCUCGAUUCCGUGAAGACACGCCUGCAAGCCUACAAAUUCAACUCCUUCAGCGACUGCGUACGCCACACAUAUCAAACAGAGGGUGUGCAUGGAUUCUGGCGAGGUGUUUGGUCACCCCUGGCCAGCAUCACCCUCGUCCGAACUGUCUCUUUCUCGAUAUACCAGCGCUCCAAAUACACCGUCGACGACUGGAUAUAUCAGGCAACUGGCAGCUCGCCGCUCGUUACUGCCAAUACGAAAGGUGCAUGGCCUACGCUAUCAACGAUAACAUGCUUCGGUCUUGCAGGAGCCACUGCCGGUGCCACAAUCACGGCAAUCGCCUGCCCGUUUGAGUUGACAAAGCUGAGCGCCCAGAUCUCUGUGCUGAUGGCUGACCGCAACGACGGCUGCAAGCAAAAUGACGCGAUACGAAAGAGCUAUCAGAACCUAGGAACGAUUAAGACUGCGCAAAAUUUGGUCAGACAUCGAGGCUGGACUGGGCUGUAUUCUGGCUUUCAUUUGCACUUGCUUCGAGACUCGAUCGGCACCGGCAUCUACUUUGUCACGUAUGAAAGCGUGAAGCAGAUCCUUGCCAAUGCACGAGGCACUUCUCCUACACACCCACUAGCUGUGGUGAUUGCUGGAGGACUGUGCGGUCUUGUCAGCUGGGCUUGUAUCUUCCCUAUCGACACUGCCAAGAGUAUCUAUCAGCGCAACUGUCUUGUUGGCGGCAAAGACAAGCAGACUCGGCCAAAGAUCCAGUUCCUGAAUCCACGGAUGUACCGAGGUCUGGGGGUCUCUAUGUCUCGAUCGUGCGUUGUGAACGCCAUAUUCUUUACCGCAUUUGAGUUUACCAAGAAGCGCAUCAACCGUAUGGAUGUCGAUGAAGAGCUCCUGCGCCGACACGACGAGGGUGUUGAUUGA
Molecule: messenger RNA, 1083 nt
Organism: Didymella exigua CBS 183.55
Lineage: Eukaryota; Fungi; Ascomycota; Dothideomycetes; Pleosporales; Didymellaceae
Product: mitochondrial carrier
Exons: 8
Coding region: 1-1083 (360 amino acids)
Biological process (GO): transport
Molecular function (GO): transmembrane transporter activity
Source: RefSeq, a predicted model, not a curated record